Molecule: messenger RNA, 1260 nt
Organism: Microplitis demolitor
Lineage: Eukaryota; Metazoa; Arthropoda; Insecta; Hymenoptera; Braconidae
Exons: 5
Coding region: 140-1150 (336 amino acids)
Source: RefSeq, a predicted model, not a curated record
UGCGGGCAACAUCCCCUAUUUUUGUCUCUAGAUAUAAGACGCACACCAAGAGAUAAUAACUCAUCGUUUAUUUACCUCAAGGGUCUUUACCUUCGAUGUUAAACUCUAGUACUCGUUUUUCAACUCAACUAUUUCGAGAAUGCCAAACGAUACUAUCCAACAUCGUGACUCUGGAGUCCCAGUUGAAAAAUCAUCAAAUGAACCAACAUCCCAUGGAAGUUCAACCUGGCGCAGAGGAGUGUCAUCAACUAAAGCAGCAAGUGAAGACGAAUUAAAAUACACGCGUAAUCAAGUCUUAUCACCAGAAUAUGAGAGAGAUUACGAAAUUGCUCAACAACUGUUAAAAAGCAUUCGGGUAUCCCCGACCCCAGCGCCAAAAGAAAAGUCUAAAAGCCGCUCUAAGAAACGUCACGACAGCCAAACUUCGAAACUGCCCCUUCACUGUGGCUGUUCCUCUUCCACAGAUCAGAGGGUCGAAAAAAAUCUCAACAAAUCCGACCGGAGAAUCAAUUCUUCCCGUCGGACUCGCAGUGCCGAUAGGGUCGAGUCUCACUACACUUACAUUGAUGCUCCUGUAAGUGGCCUGUCACGCGAAGUGACAGAACAUGCCUACGAGACAGUCCCCGAAAUACCCAAUACCAGUGAGAAUAUGAACACAAUACACGACAGCCAUUUACUUAAUCAGAAUGCUCCCAAUUACUCCCAUCCGGUAUAUUCGAUUCCUUCGAUGACAUCGCCGCCGCCCACCUACGACGUCGCUAUCAAUAAAUCUUCUCAGAACGGAUUGCCGCCAUCUUAUGGAGAAUAUCUGUAUCAGCACUACAAAAUGUAUGAACGAUCUCACACCCCACCGCCACCGUGGUCAGACUCAACCUCGACAAAUAACAUGACGAGCCCUUAUAUCCGUCAAGGCCAAGGCAGAGCAUGCACCAUUCACUCGCAUAAUACUGAAAACAUGGGAUUUUGCACACAUGCACUGAAAAAACAUGUUAAGCAACAAAAAAUACGUGCAAUGAGUCCUAGAUCAUCGAGUGAAAGUCGCGUCCAGCAACGAAGAAUGAACGAAAUGUACGACGGAGCAUUUUGUAUGGAAACAGCCGUCAUCACGACCGCUAUUGAAAACGGAGUCGCAUUCUGUAGCAUUAUGUAAGAAAAAAUAUUAUAUAUGAAAAUUUACAAUACCUAUAGUACGUAAAGAUAUAAAACAUAAAUUACUACCACAUUCUAACGUACUCUGGCUGGACCAGGUGCUAUUAUUUG